UCUCCGGUGAGAGUUUGACCGAAGUCAUAUGUCUCAGUACUGUACGUGGUGGAGGAUCCUGUUUGCUGUAACGGGGAUAAAUAAUGUUUGGAAAACGCUACGGACAAUUUUCAUGAUGGGACUCGCUUCUGCUUUAUUAGGAAGUCUUGGACAGCCAGGCGUCACUGUCGGCAGCAGGAACAACAUGUGCUAGAAGAUCUUUCUGCUUUGCUUAAUAUAUUACGCCAGAAACACGAUUUGCUAACAGGUGCCUACUUCGCGGAAUAUUUUGUCAUUUUCUACUUAAUUUUGACCAACACCUGAGGAAGUUGUUGAAGUGAAGAAAUGACAGAGCACAUGACCGUGGGAGAGGAGUAAAAGUUUUCUCUCGGACCAAGAACACCUGCCGCACUCCUAGCUCCGAGUCCCUCUCCCCGCCAGCAUGACCCUCGGCGCGGUGUCGGGAUCCGACAGCUCGGCGGUCAGCUUCUGCUCCUGCUGCGGGGCCAAGAUGGUGCCCUACUUCAGCGACGACGCGGUGGUGUCAAAAAAUCAGAUCAACCAGCUCAUCAGUGAGAGUUUUCUCACUGUAAAGGGUGCAGCCCUGUUCCUUCCCAGGGGCAACAGCCCCACGCCUAACUCAGCACCGCGCAUCAGCCAGCGCAGGAACAAGCACACAGGUGACCUCCAGAAACAUCUUCAGACCAUGUUCACUGUGCUGCGGCCGGAGGACACGAUCCGACUGGCUGUGCGUCUGGAGAGCGCCUACCCUCAGGUAACCCGCUACAUGGUGGUGGUCUCCACCAACGGUAGACAGGACACGGAGGAGAGCAUCGUGCUCGGCAUGGACUUUGUCUCCUCUGAUAGCUGCUGUACGGUGGGUCUGGUUCUACCUCUGUGGAGUGACACUCUGAUCCACUUGGAUGGAGACGGUGGCUUCAGCGUAUCGACGGUGAACAGGGUUCAUGUCUUCAAGCCAGUUUCUGUCCAGGCCAUGUGGUCGGCGCUUCAGUCGCUCCACAAAGCAUGCGACGUGGCCCGCUGCCAUAACCACUACCCGGGCAGCCUGUUCCUGACCUGGGUCAGCUACUACCAGAGCAGGGUCUCCUCCAACCAGUUCUGCGUCAACGAGUGGAACGCCAUGCAGGACGUCCAGUCGCACCGUGCCAAUUCACCCGUUCUCUUCACAGACCUGCCCACGGAGAGGGAGCGCACAGAGAGGCUGAUAAAGACGCGCCUCAGAGAGAUCAUGAUGCAGAAAGACCUGGAGAACGUCACCUGUAAGGAGAUCCGAACAGAGCUGGAGAUGCAGAUGGUUUGUAACCUGAGAGAGUUUAAGGAAUUCAUCGACAACGAGAUGAUCAUCAUCCUGGGACAGAUGGACAGCCCCACGGAAAUCUUUGAACACGUCUAUCUGGGCUCUGAGUGGAACGCCUCUAACCUGGAGGAGCUGCAGAACAGCGGAGUGCACUACAUCCUAAACGUGACCAGAGAGAUAGACAACUUCUUCCCGGGGAUGUUUGAAUACCACAACAUCCGAGUGUACGAUGAAGAGGCCACCAACCUGCUGGAGUACUGGAACGAGACCUACAAGUUCAUCACCAAAGCAAAGAAAGCAGGUGCUAAGUGUCUGGUUCACUGUAAAAUGGGUGUGAGUCGCUCCGCCUCCACAGUGAUCGCCUACGCCAUGAAGGAGUACGGCUGGGACCUGGACACUGCCUUCGACUAUGUUAAAGAGAAACGGGCCGUCACCAAACCAAACCCUUCCUUCAUGAAACAGCUGGAGGAGUACCAGGGGAUUCUCCUGGCCAGCAAACAAAGGCACAAUAAGCUAUGGCGCUCACACUCUGACAGCGACCUAUCAGAUCGCCAAGAGUCCAUGUGUAAACCUUCCUCCCACUCUCUGGGUCGCUCCGACUCUCACAACAACAACACUUCCUCCCCCUCCUUACAUCACUUCCUGGGCGCGGCUGUGCUGCAAGCGCUCGGUGCUGCAGAACCCGAAGACUCUGCCAAAUCAAACGCCACACACACCUCCGGCUCACACACAGACUCCAACGGUGUGUGUGACUCACCGGGUCAGGAGGAGGUCGGACCAGAUUGUGGAGACCCCCUUCUGCUUCCUCUCCCCAGUCCCCGAGCAGCCACUGUGGUCCCAGAGGAAAGACUGGACAAUUCAGCGAGCGUGGCUGUCACUGUGCCUGUAGCUCUGCCCCACCCGCCACCGUCACUCCACAUCGUCCCUGCUACUCCUGAACUUCAGCGUGCUCACCGGGGUCCUCCCACACAUUUGUCUAUUUCAGUGCCCAAACACAAGCCAGUGGAGCUGUCCCUCACUUUGCCUGAGCAAAGCAGCUCAGAAGAAAUCUCUCCUCUCACUCUGGGAUCCACCGACUCAGACAUAAUAGAAUUAUCAGAUUUAACGAGUGACAAACACAGUCCGCUCAGCCCUGCUAACAUAACUCCCCUCUCCCUGGUUCUACCACUCGCUGCCAGCGACGACAACAACAACCCCAGCGAGAUAGGCAUCGCCUUGGACAACCGCGGCGAGGCCGAUGGGUCGUCCAAUCACAGUGCAGACAGCAUCGACUUCUUCAGCGCCAGAGAGAAGUUCCUGGGCCUGGCCCAAGAUGGCAGAUCACGGACGAUUUCCGAGCAGGCACAACAAAGGACACCUCUGUUGCUUGAGGAAAAUGGAGAAAGUGAGGCAAAAGAGGAAGAGGAGCAAGAGGAUGUAACUAGUGAGGUGUCUCCACAGUCUGAAGACAGCCCUGACCGAACUCAUCCCCCUCACCAUGACAACGGAGUAUCAGUCCGCCAUAUUGUCACAGAGAUAGAAGCCAUAUGCCACCCUGCCUCCUGCCUUCCUACCCCCUCCUCCUCUUCAUCCUCUUCGUCGCUCCCUCCGUCCUCCCACAGCCCUCAGCUCAUCCGACCAGAGCAUCAGAUAGAGGCAGAGACUUCUGAAGUCAUGCACGGCUCUCUCACUCCACCUUCCCACCCGCAGUCUCCCUCCAUGCUGCCGUGCGAUUGGCCGGCCGGCUCGGUGCGGCGAGCGACCGAGCAGCUAGAGCAGAAGCUGAGGCAGGAAUUGGAGAUGGCUGCUUCCCCGCGGUCUCCUCUGCAUUCCCCCAGCGCUGAACACCCUCCUGUCAGACUGUCUCCAUGUCCCCUGAGCGCAGAACAUUCUCCCCUCCGCUUCCCUCAGGACUGCACAGAACAAAGGAUCACUCAGGGAGAGAUCACGGCUGUAUCUGCUGAGUCCAAAGACGGAGAAGAACAAGCAGGGUCACAAACAGAGCUCAACUCCUCAGGCAUAGACAACCUCCCAGACCUUUCAUGCUCCUCUGACUCAAAUAUCAGCCAAGUCUCUGGUGCUAUACCCAUCAUUGUGUCCAUAUCAUCGCUGGCCUCGACUAGUCACUUAGAAGAAUCAUCUCUAGAUACCUCAGCACAGUCCCAAAGACAGAGCCAGCUCCACAGCCAAAGCCCACAGCCUCAGGCCUGUUCAAACCAAAUUACUGUGGAUGGAGCGACAGUGCAGGAGUCAGACACAGAUGAGAGACUGGAGUCCAGGUCCCAGGGCGGGCGGGGAGGCUGUGGCCCCGGCUGCGAAGCUGAGAACAGGCUGGCUCGUGGCAGCCAGGAGCUGGAGAGGAUUCAGCAGACACUCCGAGAGCUGCAGGCUUUCCUCCACGAGGGUGCCAGCCUGGAGACGACAGACAGCCAAGAGCAGGAACUGGGGCAGCCUCAGGGGCUGAGAGACAUUAUGGACACGGAGCCAGGACCUUGUAAAAGGGCGAGUUCUGAACAGACUCCUCCAGGCUUGGAAGUAGGGCAGCGACUCCGAGAGAGACAAGAGGGGAAGAGUUUCCUCGAGCCGAUAGUGUGGCACAGAGCCAUGGAGCUGGAGGCUCGCAUCCGCCAGGCGGGCCUCACCCCCCCUUCUCUCAUGAAGAGGUCGGCCUCUUUAGCUAAACUGGACUGCCUGGAGCUCUCAGCCAAUGACCUCAGCGACCUGGACCUGAGGCCACACACCAGGAAGACAUCAUCACACUCCCAGGACUCUUUCUCUACGUCCACAUCUCACCCUGACGACACCUGGAAGAAGCAGAAAGUGCUGGCUCGGAACACUUACGUCGAAAAGACAGGUUUGUCCCAAGGCGGCAGGGAUCUUGACAAGUUGUCCUCAUCACCGUCCCUCUGCUUCUCCUCCGGCCCUCAUCGCUGUCCCACAGAGGACACAGGCGAGAGGGAGGAGCCGGACGGCAGUGGGAGCGGCGCGGCCCCCGCAACACGCCAGCAGGGGAGGGGACACUCGUCAAGACGUUCUCGCAAAGGCUCCGCUGAGAAAAAGCAGCGAGCCGUCACUGUGCUAUACAAUACCAUGUGACCUCAGUGCAAUGGAGUGGAACGGACACGACUGGAGCUGUGCGAGCAAGCUGCAUGAUGUGUAAAAAUGUGUAGCAGGUAAACUGGAGACCUUGUGUAACCUCCGAUGUAUGUUUA
Messenger RNA from Centropristis striata (black sea bass), 4488 nucleotides. RefSeq names its product slingshot protein phosphatase 2a (gene ssh2a). Gene Ontology annotation, cellular component: cytoplasm. Gene Ontology annotation, biological process: actin cytoskeleton organization; protein dephosphorylation; negative regulation of actin filament polymerization. The transcript is spliced from 14 exons. NCBI's taxonomy places the organism in Eukaryota, Metazoa, Chordata, Actinopteri, Perciformes, Serranidae. The record is from RefSeq and is a predicted model, not a curated record. Bases 422 to 4372 code for a protein of 1316 amino acids. Gene Ontology annotation, molecular function: protein tyrosine/serine/threonine phosphatase activity; actin binding.